UCAAUACGACUGCGGAAUUAGUGUUUGCCGGUCGAUGGAAGUCGUAGGCAGUGUAUUAGCCUGUGGAUUAUUUAAAGAAAGCCACGAAAUUACUACGCAGUGGAGCGAAAUUCGAAAGUAACCAUUAAAUUUCGAACUCACUCGCGCAGAGUGGUGCAGUGACGACUAUGAAAAUCGGUCGUUGGCAGUUAGUUUGCCGCAGUGGUGCCUAAAAGAAAGUUGCUUUACAGACACCCACAGUGUACGAAUAUGUUCGAUGACGUUGUGAGUCCUCUGGAAGACGAGGAAAAAUCAUUGUGCUUUCGCGGUCCCUGGGCCUGGCUAGUGCUCAUCACCGUCUGUUGUAUCGGCAUCGCUUUGGUCAUGUGGCUACUGCGCAAAUGCGUGCAAGGCCCCUUCUAUCGCAAAAAGACUCGCAUCGAUGGUAAAGUGGUAAUCGUGACGGGCUGCAACACGGGCAUUGGCAAGGAGACCGCCAUGGAGCUGGCGCGACGUGGUGGCCGCAUUUACAUGGCCUGCCGCGAUGCAGCGCGUUGUGAGUCGGCGCGCAUGGAGAUCAUUGAACGCACGCACAACCAAAAUGUCUUCAAUCGCACACUCGACUUGGCCUCAUUGUCGUCGGUGCGACAGUUUGCCGAGCGUUUCUUGGCAGAGGAACAGCGUUUGGAUAUUCUGAUAAACAACGCUGGCAUCAUGGCCACACCGCGCAAGCUCACCGUCGACGGCUUCGAACAGCAGUUGGGUGUCAACCAUUUGGGUCACUUUUUGUUGACAAACCUGUUGUUAGAACGCCUAAAGUCGACUGCGCCCAGUCGCAUUGUGGUAGUGACUUCGGCGGCAUACAUCUUCGGGCGCAUCAACAAGGAGGACUUGAACAGUGAGAAGCACUAUUCGAAAUUCUUGGGCGCCUAUUGCCAAAGCAAGCUGGCUAACAUCUUAUUCACGCGCAAAUUGGCCGAGUUGCUUAAGAAUACCGGCGUGACCGCCAAUUGCGUGCACCCAGGCAUUGUGCAUACUGAAUUAGGCCGUUACAGUGUGGCGGAGCAUUGGUACAAAUCGAUGUGGUUUCGCAUGUUUAGUUGCUUUGUAAAGACGCCGCAGGCAGGGGCGCAGACCACGUUGCGAGUGGCAUUGGAUCCGGCGCUGGAGAAGUGCUCUGGCGACUAUUAUGCGGACUCGAUGCGACUUCCCUUGCUGCCGAGGGCCAAGGACAAGGAAAUGGCCGAAUGGUUGUGGAAGGAGAGUGAAAAGCUGGUGGGCUUGCAAGGUGGAAACGCGGUGCAAACAAUUGUCGUGAAUCAAUGAAGUAGGUACUAAAGCAAAGGAAUGGUCGAAAGCGAGAAAAAGAGAGAGAGGGAAGUAAGGCGAGCUACAGGAAAGGAGAUUAUACGUAGUAACGAUGUGUCGGUAUAUUUUCCGCUUAUUUUUAGGUAAAUUUUAAGCUUCUGUAUAUCUAUACAUAUUAGAGGGCUGCAUGAAUUCAUUCAAAAGGGCUUAUGAAGUAUUCAUAUACAAAACGAAUGAAUGAUUUUGAAUUGGAGUGAAUACCUGUUCGGAUAUAUGUGUCGACAUUACAAUAUUCAAACAAAGUGAAAAUAAAUUGAAUUGAAUUAAAUGACAAUUUUUUGCAUGAAUAUCCAAAAAU
Molecule: messenger RNA, 1645 nt
Organism: Rhagoletis pomonella (apple maggot)
Lineage: Eukaryota; Metazoa; Arthropoda; Insecta; Diptera; Tephritidae
Product: retinol dehydrogenase 12-like
Exons: 2
Coding region: 250-1305 (351 amino acids)
Source: RefSeq, a predicted model, not a curated record